AUGUCGGAGCGAGCGGAGGGCGGGCGCGGUGUGGGCGACGCGAGGCCGACACAUGACACCCGCAAUCGCGUCAGCGCCCGCGCCCGCUACCCGCGCCCGCGCCCGCUCACGCCUGAGCGCCCGCUGCCGCCAUUGUCCGCAGCCAUUCACCCGCCGCCUCAUAUUCGAUUGCAAUGUUUUAAGCAUUCGAUUGCCCUCGCCGCUAUUAAGGGUUCCCAAGAAACACAUAUAAUA
Messenger RNA from Iphiclides podalirius (scarce swallowtail), 234 nucleotides. Lineage: Eukaryota; Metazoa; Arthropoda; Insecta; Lepidoptera; Papilionidae. The record is from the annotation of a GenBank genome assembly.